AUGACUUGGCCCCUUUUGUUGGCAAAGGAAGUUGAGUGGAGAACAUGUUUCGUUUCCCUACGUAUACUCGGAGCGCGUAGGGAAUAUCAAGGUCGCGUUCGACGUAGGACACCGCAUCGCUGCCUGGUCUUCAACGUGCAACUCCGAUACCAGCAUGGUGUUCAACGCCCGUUCAUGGGAGGUGGUUUAGGGGGCAACGCUUUCCUGCAGGAAAGGGAAAUUAUUGGCCGAAUCGUACUAUCAUUCCUCAGUGAUUCUACUCCGGGUGUGGAGCUGAUAUCUGGCAGUACGAAUGGAGUCAAGCAUGCAAAAAGACACCUCUCCUGGCUUGAACUAGUGGGUCCCGGAGCACGUACCUGCAGUCCGACAGGAAAGUGGUUCCUCGAGGCUCGCUCUUCGAAGGCCCUUCAUGGGUCAGGCUGCUUUUCUCGCCGAAUCCGCGAUGUCGGCGGAGCGCUGCCUGGUAUCACAGAUAUGAAAGUCGGAGAAAGGAUGUCAUUCAAGCGCUCAGGCCUCAGGUCUGACAGGAAGAAUUGUCUAAUUAACGCUGGCAAUUCAAGUACGGCACUAUCAUCCGAUCGAAUAAUUACGAUUCAACCACAGAUAAACAAGUAUUGCGAACGGCUUGAAGAAAGAAGAGGAAAUACCCGGAUACAGCUCCUGUCGUGUCCUGAAUUCGUUUCGGUCUUGCAAGCGAACCAGCGUCAGUUGCUUACUCCACGUUGCCCCCGCAUGAAUGAGCACGUUCCCAAGGCAACUCUAGUGGAGGACUUUCACCCGAUGCAGUUCGAAUUGGAACCGUUGUACUCUGGUCCAUCCACCCCGGCCACCGACAGGCCACGGAGUCCAGAGACAACAAGCAAUCAUACGUCUGAUGAAACUGUGGAAGAAGAGGCUAAGUCGAACUCACGGCCCAGUACACGCGAUAUCCUUUCGUUCAUCGGCAUCGCUAUCAUGCUAGUUUGGCCUUGGAUUUUCUUUGGCGUGGUGUGGGCCAAUGGAGGUGUACAGAUGAACAACCAUCUCGCCAAGGUCGUCAGGAACCACCCUCAGGCCACCACCUAUUUCAUCACAUUCAUUUGCAGCAUUAUCUCCCUGAUCAUCGGUGAACUAUUUUCCCUCGCUAUCAUUCGCUUUGCCCAAGAGUUGGUCACGUAUCGCAAACCGACCCGGCCCUUUCAUCUGACGGUGCUAUUAGCUUUCAGACGUCAGACGUGGCCUUGGGGCAAGAGUAUGAAAGAUGCGAAGUACCUGAUGACCAAAGAUAGUACCACGACUCUCCUCACUCCCACCUCCUUCAUUCGGACGGCCAGUCUGACAGGAACUGAGAUUGACCUCUCAUCGACUGAUGCCGAAUGUCUUUACUGGUUUGAAAUGCACCCAAUCAGUUCUAUUUGUGGCUGGCAAGUCAUUGACAAUUUUACAUACAACACCUGUCCCGGAACGACCCAAGGGGCUGAUUUCCUAGAUGCCGGUCGCGGUAAACUUGGUUUCAAGACUGGACUGCAUUUUCAAGGAUCUGUACGAGGCAUCUUGCCUAUUGGUCUCAACAGAGUACCUGCUUUCGACACGCUUGCGCCUUCUCCUCUCUCAAAACCCGAGAUAGCAGCAGGAAUGAUCUCAUAUAACUACACCCUUCAUCAGCAAGGUUUGUUAAGCAACGUGAGAUGCAGUUAUGCUCCAACCUACCCCUUCAAUAUUACCUCUUUGUCUCCCGCCGGCGCUCCGGUUUUGGCUACAUCCUACAAUGUCAACUGCACCAGUCAGGGAAAAAUGGAUGCUUUGACAAAUAUGUCGUUUAUUCCGUCCUCCUGGAGCAACAAUACGCUAGUUUACUGGGCAUGCCAGGACAACAUUCCGACGGCUUCUUAUACUAUCUACUUGGCUGGGUUGGAUGAUUAUGCAACACAGGUUGGGAAUAUCACUUGUGUCAUAAACCUGAUACAAUCUGCCGUGUACUCAGUAAUGUAUUGGUCGACGGAAGACAUUUUCUCUGCUACAGAACUUGAAGCAAACACAUCCUCUCCCAUUGCAUUUUCUUUACUCAUCAAUCACGCAUUGGAGUAG
Laccaria bicolor S238N-H82 is the source of this 2067-nucleotide messenger RNA. RefSeq lists its product as uncharacterized. The record is from RefSeq and is a predicted model, not a curated record. The transcript is spliced from 10 exons. The coding region runs from base 1 to 2067 and encodes 688 amino acids. Lineage: Eukaryota; Fungi; Basidiomycota; Agaricomycetes; Agaricales; Hydnangiaceae.